This is a messenger RNA of Schizosaccharomyces japonicus yFS275, 3138 nucleotides long. RefSeq names its product SIN component scaffold protein Sid4. The transcript is spliced from 2 exons. Lineage: Eukaryota; Fungi; Ascomycota; Schizosaccharomycetes; Schizosaccharomycetales; Schizosaccharomycetaceae. The coding region runs from base 62 to 2098 and encodes 678 amino acids. The record is from RefSeq and is a predicted model, not a curated record.
GUCGAAUCCAAUCCACGUUCCCAAUAGCAAAAGGCGAGGUCCUUGAAUUGUAGCACUCUCCAUGGAUGAGUUUUGUGGAGACAGCAUUAGCACAGACUACAGAUGGCUUGGACACUCUCACCAAGACAGUCAUCCGUCUGCUGGAGACAGUACGAAUUUUGAGUCGAGUUCAAAUGAUUUCAUGGACUCUACAAGGAUGGAAAAGCUGAGAAAAGUCGCAGAAAUGCUAGACAGUCUAGAUGACCAGCGGAUGAACGGAAUUCUGAAUUCGGCUCAGUCCAAUGGUACAGCUCAUCAGCUUUCUUCUUUCCAAAUCCAGGAAUCACCUACUCGCCGGAAAGCUGCUGAAGUUGUUUCCCCAGCGACGUCCCACGAGACGCACACGAAUUCCGCGUCCGGUUCGAAUUCCCUGCAACGACAUUCUGUACCGGCACAAGAACGAACACUCUCAUUCGUUAGCACUCCAUCUAAGUCUUCUGCUUCGUUUGCUGAGGAGGCGACUAAAAACUACAGCGCAGAUUAUGACGCUUCCCUUCCACCCGAGAAAAGAAGCCUCGACGAAGAAUACUCGGGGUUUCAGAGUAUUCUCGGACAAACCAACCCUUCCUUCAAUCCCACCUACGAUACCCACAUGCCUUCCACCCAGGUUCGUUCGGAAAGCCGAACAACUUCGAAUACGUUGCCUACACAGGAACCUGCUGGAAUAAAACAAAAUAUGGGCGCAAAAGCACCCACUACGCCCAACUGUCUUCCUUCACGACAGGCGAUUUCCGUUGCGCGGCCAGUUCUUGUCGAAAGCGUUCCAGAGUCGUAUCGUGAUCCACCUUUUGAUGCUUCGCAGCAUCAACGUGUUCAACAAGAACGAGCUCGGCAACCUGAGCAAUCUCAGUUGCACCAUCAACCCCAACCCCAACAGCAGCAGCAGCAGCAACAACAACAUCUCUCACCCCAAGUUCAGCAACUACCUCAACAGUCAUACGCAACACGGCCAGCACAAGUUCCCAUCACACACCGUCAACCAUCAGUCGUAAUGACUGAUCGAGGUCUGCCAACCGCCUACGUUUUCGCCCUCUUUUCCGCUCCGCAAAACGAUAUUGCAGUGCAGGAAUUAACACACGCUUUGGAUGCAUUACGGACAGAAUGCGAACAAAAAAAUCAAACUAUACAAAUGUUGGUUCAUCAGGUUGGUAAGUUUGCUACACAACCGCAGCCUCCGCCCUCUAAUCCUGUUUUCGAAAACCGCAAUAACGCUACGGCCCCUGUACCUGCACCAGCACCCGUUGCAGUUACUCAGCCUGUACAGCAGCAGCCUCAGCAACAAUCACAAGCAACAACCUAUCCCGAGACGACAGAAAAGGAACGGGUGUUCACGAAGGAUCCUUCAGACCACAAUCGAACUUCUACAGCCACCUCGUUUGUUAUGAUUUUGGAACAAUUACAAAAGGAGCUUGCAAAGUCUCAAGCGGAAAUUAGAUGGUUGCAUAAGCAGCGUCAACGCGAGCACGAGGAAUGGGAGCGCCAACAACGGCAACGAGAAAUCAUUCGAGAGCAAAAGGAGUCAAAACCGGCGGCAACCUAUUCCGCACCCAUUCGUCGUACUAGCAAUUCGUUUCCUUCCAAUAUACAAGAAAACGAGUGUUUAAAACCAACUGCACAAAACACUGCAGAUACUUGUGCUUCUUCUACAGCUGCACAAAAAUAUCCAUGGGAACAACAUGUUUCUAAACCACUUACCGAGCAGGAUAUGCCGGAUGCACAACUCCACUUGCCUAACAGUGAGAAGAUAUAUUAUCGCCUUGGGCUUGACAAAAUUGAUCGUCAAUGUAACGUGGAGACGGCAAAUAUGCUGAAAACUGCGCUUGUCCAGCUCGACAUGCCUUUUGACUUGUUUCCCCAAGCUAUCGGACAAGUGCGUCGUCAAUUACAGCAGGGACGGCGCCUUUAUACCUGGGCACAGUCGUUGCAUCGCCAUCUAUACGACGAAGAAAUGUCGCCAGGAUUGGUGUCACGAAAAUGCCUUAUGAACAUGAUGAACGAAAUUACUCAACACUCUACUCUUCCAAAAGCUGCUGUUUCGUCAAAGUCUCGAAACCGGUGAACUAACUCGUAUUAUGCCUCCGUUUCGUGUAUGAAUUCUAAGACUUGUUUUGUUUCUGUAUAUAUGCAUAGUGUACCCAUACGCCUAUGAUACCCGUUACGCUGCAUCCUCAUGUUGAUCUUUUUCUGUACCCUUAAUCUUUUGUCUUCGUUCACUAACCAAAAAAAUACGCGUAUCAUUAAGACUUUAGGAUUGUUUUCGUGGGGUAUUAUGAAGUAGUCUAAUUAAUGCUGGAACCAAAUUCUUCUGGCAAAAAUCAACAGCUGUCCGAGCACCUUUUCUCAUGUACACGGCCCCGAUGAUGGCCAACAUGGUAUCGAAUGUAACACGUUCCAGCCCGGACUGUUUUGUAUCAACUGAAGCUCGUAGUUUUGGGGUUUUCCAACGAAUAACCUGCUGCAGGCCCCACUGUUCGGCCACCUUGUUGAUGUUUUCUGGUCGGCAUGCAUUUUGAAGCCACAUUUCGGAGACUCCUUUCAAUUGAUUUGUUUGUUGUAAUGAGAAAUUGAUGAGACUCAGUUCUAAUGCAUGCCGUCCAAUUGCCCGGAAGCCCUCAUUAUAGGGUGUUUGACCAUGAUUGAAGGAUUUGUGUGUCAGAAGCUGCAAAUUUAAUUCAUCACUUUCAAAGUAAUUAUCUGUCUUGAAUAGUUUCUUAUAAAACUCUGAAACCUGAGAGGGUUCGGGCGCGUACGUUAUGCUAUCUCCAGCGGAACUGUCACCGGUUGACAUGCUACGAUAGAUGAGCGACCUGUUCAAGCCAUAAUUAUGUGUACAGAACCUAACCAGGCGCAACGAUCUGGAUGUGACGCGUCCGUUCAUUUGGACAAGUUACAGCUAGUGACAACAACAACAAUUUCUUGCUGCCUGUGUUCGGCGUGCCCAAUACCUACAGUUUAUGGUGGUAGUGGAGCCUGCACCUCGGUGACAUUUCGGUCAUCAAGUUGCCGAAAAAGUGACCGAAAGCGGGGAUUCCGGAUAUUCUAACGGACAACCUUAUUCUUCAUAGUGUAAUACAAGCGCGUCUGCCAUGUCGCGUCUAC